AAAACCCUACAAUGGUUUAACAUAUUUUUCCAGAUUGUUCAUACCCAUUUCUCAAUUUCUGCCUAAAUCUUUAGAAGCUGAAAUUUGACUCAUUUAGUCCAAAUUCUUUUUCCUUUUGUAGGAAGAAAAUUGCUUAAUACUCACCGUCACAGGCAUGGCCAGCUUUAAAGUGGCUGAUGUGUUGCCCAAUCUUGAUGAGCUCCUAUUAGACACACCAACAUAUGUAUUUGCUUCUGUCUGGCAUGAAUGGAAACAGACAAAACACUAUACUUUGCAUUACAGUGAACUUGUCAGGCUGGCAGCUCUAUACAAGUAUGGUGGAAUCUAUCUUUACUCAGACAUCAUAGUGUUGAAUUCAUUGUCUUCACUUAAUAAUACUGUUUCUUUUGAGGAUGACUUACAUGGAAAAAAAUUGAAUGGUGUUGUAAUGGCUUUUUGAAAGCACAGGCACU
This is a messenger RNA of Capsicum annuum, 452 nucleotides long. RefSeq lists its product as uncharacterized. NCBI's taxonomy places the organism in Eukaryota, Viridiplantae, Streptophyta, Magnoliopsida, Solanales, Solanaceae. The record is from RefSeq and is a predicted model, not a curated record. The coding region runs from base 155 to 439 and encodes 94 amino acids. The transcript has 3 exons.